Cinclus cinclus is the source of this 1845-nucleotide messenger RNA. RefSeq names its product forkhead box O6 (gene FOXO6). The transcript has 2 exons. The coding region runs from base 1 to 1845 and encodes 614 amino acids. Gene Ontology annotation, molecular function: DNA-binding transcription factor activity, RNA polymerase II-specific; RNA polymerase II cis-regulatory region sequence-specific DNA binding. Gene Ontology annotation, biological process: regulation of transcription by RNA polymerase II. The record is from RefSeq and is a predicted model, not a curated record. Gene Ontology annotation, cellular component: nucleus. NCBI's taxonomy places the organism in Eukaryota, Metazoa, Chordata, Aves, Passeriformes, Cinclidae.
AUGGAAGAAAAGCUCCAGGCGCAUCAGGUGGAGAUCGACCCGGAUUUCGAGCCGCAGAGCCGUCCCCGCUCCUGCACUUGGCCUCUCCCCCAUCCCGACUUGGCGGCGGAGGAGGAAGAUGGGGGCGCGGGGGGAACCCCGGCACUGGCGGCCGGCGGGGACGGAGCCGAGAACGCGGCGGCCCCGGUGGAGCGCAGAGUCGCCGCCGCUCCCCCGCCGCCUCCCGGUGCGGAUGUGGGGCAGCUCCGCAAGGCCAAGACCUCCCGGCGCAACGCCUGGGGAAACCUCUCCUACGCCGACCUCAUCACCAAAGCCAUCGAGAGCUCGCCGGAGAAGCGCCUCACCCUCUCCCAGAUCUACGACUGGAUGGUGCGAUAUGUCCCCUACUUCAAGGAUAAAGGAGACAGCAACAGCUCCGCCGGCUGGAAGAACUCCAUCCGGCACAACCUGUCCCUGCACACCCGCUUCAUCCGCGUGCAGAACGAGGGCACCGGGAAGAGCUCCUGGUGGAUGCUGAACCCCGAGGGUGGCAAGACGGGCAAGACGCCGCGGCGGCGGGCGGUGUCCAUGGACAACAACAGCAAGUUCCUGCGCAUCAAGGGCAAGGCCAGCAAGAAGAAGCAGCUGCAGGUGACGCAGGAACGUGGGGAGGACAGCCCAUCCUCCCAGCAAGCCAAGUGGUCGGAGAGCCCCGUGUCCCACGCCAGCGAUGAGUACGAUGCCUGGGCGGACUUCCGGACGCGGGCCAACUCCACGGCCAGCACGCUGAGCGGGCGCCUCUCGCCCAUCAUGGCCAACCAUGAGCCGGACGAGCUGGAGGAGGAUGAUGGUACCCCCUCAUCCCCACUGAUGUAUCCCAGCCCCUCCAGCACCAUGUCUCCUUCCCUCAGCACCCGCUGCUCCGUGGAGCUGCCCCGGCUGACCGACCUGACCGGCACCAUCAGCCUGAACGAGAGCCUGGGGGAGAGCAUGCUGGAGGACCUGCAGGAUGGCUACAGCAUGAGCCCCUCUCAGCAGCUCCCCCCGGCCGCCCUGCGGCAGCGGAGCUCCAGUUUCACCUUCAACUCCAAGUGCUCCAGCAUGGGGGCCGCCUCCAACACCUACUGUGGGACCAUCUACAGCCAGCCAGCCAUGAGCCUCAUGCGCCGCCUGCCCAUGCAGACCAUCCAGGAGAACAAGCAGGCCACCUUCUCGCCCGUCAGCUCCUACAGGAACGCCUCGCUGCAGGACCUGCUCUCCUCCAUCUCCUACGCGCACAAGGAGAGCAUGGUCCCUGGGGGGGACCUGCCCCUGCCGCAGGCCAGCCCCAUGGUGCCGGCCCGUGGCCACAGACACAACCCGCUGCUGUGCGGGGGCGGGGAGCAGGGCUUGUCCUCCUACCCACCCCACCCGGGCUCUCUCAUGAAGAGCAACGCGUUGUACCACCCGUCACCAGCCGCUCACCACCCUGCGGUCAACACCAGUGCCUUAGCCAAUCCCGUCAGCCUUAUGAGCCUGCCCAGUGACUCGUGCAGCAUGACGGCCAUGCCGCACCACGGGCACCUGCAUUCCUACGCUAAUAACCAAGGGGCACACAUGAGCUUGCUGGAUUCCCUUCAGGGCCCCUACCCGGGGGCCAUCCACCCCCCCGUGUUGGGCCAAGACAGGUUCCCAGCAGAUCUGGACCUGGACAUGUUCAACGGGAGCCUGGAGUGCGACGUGGAGUCGAUCAUCCUGAAUGACUUUAUGGACAGCGAUGAGAUGGACUUCAACUUCGACUCGGCCCUCCCGCCGCAGAACGGGCUGAACGUGCCCGCGCUGCCCGGGGGGCCGCAGCCCACGAACCAGAGCUGGGUGCCCGGGUGA